Messenger RNA from Amaranthus tricolor (Joseph's coat), 2535 nucleotides. RefSeq lists its product as uncharacterized. The transcript has 11 exons. NCBI's taxonomy places the organism in Eukaryota, Viridiplantae, Streptophyta, Magnoliopsida, Caryophyllales, Amaranthaceae. Gene Ontology annotation, molecular function: protein binding. The record is from RefSeq and is a predicted model, not a curated record. Bases 349 to 2010 code for a protein of 553 amino acids.
UGUAAACUAAAAAGAGUGCUUUAAAUGCCUCUUAUUCCUUGUUAACUUGUCAACUUUGAACUUUUUUCUCAUUCUCUCUCUAACUCACCCCCCAUUUCUUCUUCUUCCUCCCAAUUUUCUCUGCACUUUCCAGUUUCCAUAGCCAACCAUCUUCUUCACAAGUCACAACAAGGGAGCACGCACUGGAAGAAUCCACUUCCAUUUCAAAUUCCUCCAGAUUUCUUUCCUGUGGAUUGUAAUUCCAAUUUUUUGUUCUGAAGAAAAAUAGUCGUAAACCCUAGAAAUUUUGUUUUUAUGUGAUGAUCGCAGGUUCUGAAAUAGUCAAAAUUAGUGUUAAUUUUAUCAAAAAUGAUGAACACCUCCAAUGGAAUCAUGUCUCCUUCUUCAUCGUCGAAUUCCGGAGCAAUUAAUACUCAGUCAUCGACUUCUUUGAAGACUUACUUUAAAACUCCUGAAGGUCGUUACAAGCUUCAGUAUGAGAAAUCUUAUCCUUCUGGUCUUCUUCAUUAUUCUCAUGGAAAGAGUUUUUCUCAGGUGACCCUUGCUCAUUUGAAAGAUAAGCCUAACCAAAACACACAAGCAUCAACGUCAAGUGCAGGUGUUACCAGUGGGGUAAGAUCAGCAGCUGCCCGAAUUUUAGGUGCUGGGAAUGGCAGGGCACUUAGUUUUGUUGGAGGAAAUGGUGCAAGUAAAUAUGCAAGCACUACUAGUAAAAAUGGAUCUAUGGGAGCUUCAAAUUUGAGUGAUACAAACAAUAAUCUAAAUUUUGAUGGAAAGGGGACUUACUUAAUAUACAAUGUAGGUGACACAAUUUUUAUUAGUGAUUCGAAUUCUCAAGAUAAGGAUCCAAUUAAAUCAAUAAAUUUUAGUAAUUCGAACCCUUUUUGCCAUGCAUUUGAUCCAGAUGCCAAGGAUGGUCAUGAUUUCCUUAUUGGGUUGAACUCAGGGGAUGUGUAUUCAGUGUCCUUAAGGCAACAAUUACAAGAUAUGGGGAAGAAGCUUGUUGGUGCACAUCAUUAUAAUAAAGAUGGGUCCUUGAACAACAGCCGUUGCACUAGUAUUGCGUGGGUUCCCAAGAGUGACGGUGUCUUUGUUGUUGGUCAUGCAGAUGGAAAUAUGUAUGUGUAUGAAAAGAGCAAGGAAGGUGUAGGUGAUCCUUCAUUCUCUGCUACCAAGGAUCAGAAUCAGUUUUCUGUAGCCCAUGCACGGACGAGUAAGAGUAAUCCAACUGCUAGAUGGCAUAUAUGUCAAGGUUCAAUUAAUAGCAUUGCAUUCUCAAACGAUGCUGUCUACAUGGCUACUGUUGGAAGAGAUGGAUAUUUACGAGUUUUUGAUUAUUUGAAAGAACAACUUAUAUAUGGUGGAAAAAGUUAUUAUGGUGCUCUUCUUUGCUGUGCUUGGAGUGGGGACAGCAAGUAUAUUUUGACUGGUGGGGAAGAUGACUUGGUUCAAGUGUGGAGUAUGAUAGACCGAAAAGUUGUGGCUUGGGGAGAGGGUCACAACUCUUGGGUUAGUGGAGUGGCAUUUGAUCCUUUUUGGUCCCCACCAAAUUCUGAUGAGUCUGAGGAGAACACUGUGUAUCGUUUUGGCUCUGUUGGUCAGGAUACACAACUUCUCCUUUGGGACUUGGAAAUGAAUGAGAUUGUAGUACCACUUCGUCGAGCUCCUGGCGGCUCACCUCGUAUUGGCUCACCGACUUAUAGCACUGCAAGCCAGUCUCCUCACUGGGAUAGUGCCUGCUCCACUGGUACACUACAGCCUUCUCCCAGCAUGCGGGAUGUACCUAAGCUUUCUCCUGUGGUGGUUCAGCAUGUUCACAAUGAACCUCUUUCAGGUGUGAUAUUUACUGAAGAGUCUGUGCUAACUGCAUGCCGGGAAGGUCACAUAAAAGUGUGGAUGAGGCCUGGGUGUGCGGAGAACCAAUCCAGCAAUUCAGAAACAAUCUUGAACGUCAAUUCGAGAGAAAAGCCUGUAAUAAUGAAAAAUAAUACAUCUAGCUUUAAGCAAUAAAAACAUCUGCUUAGUAGUUCCCAUGGCUUGGUCAAAUGAGUUGGUUCUCCUCACUAUGUUCCCGGAAGAAAUGGGAUUGAUGAAGCUGAAACUACCAAAAAGCUAACCUGUAUUGAAACUCUUUAAUAACCGGGUUAGGUAUAUAAUGUCGUUGGUAGGAAAAUGAUUCACAGUUUGCGAUGCCAAAGGUUAUACCGUCCAUCUACAAUCGUUAGGGUUGCGACUCAACAAAUGAAUCACCCAAUUCUUGGAUUUGGGGGUAUAAUAUGGUUGCUAAUAUAAGUAUUAAGCAUCCCAUGUUUUGAUGUCCAGAUCUUGUUUUUGUUCUUGUUUUCUCUCUUUUUUUUUUUUUUUUUUUUUUUUUUUUACUAAUAUGGUAAAUUAGUAUCGUAAAUUGUGACUCAUCUUCAUUGGAAGUAAAAGUAGUUCCAUUUGUCCUAUUCCGGACUUACAUUUAAGUUGUGUAUUUUUAUGCUCUCAAUAAAUUUUACCAAUGGGCAAUAAAUUAUUUCAUUUUAAUGAAAA